UAUUCUCCUUUUGUUGCUCUUUCCUUCCUUCCAUUUUGUCUUUUUGUUUGUCUACUAAUUCAAACCUUCAUUAUAGAAGAAAAACAAACAGUAGUACUAUCAUAUCUACUAGUCCUUUCUUAUCUAAUUCUCUACAAAGACGCCACAUUUCAUUGACUUUCCCAUAAUUCUUACCAAAAUAGCUCUCCCCAACACCUAAAAACCAGUUUUCUUCCUUCAUUUUUUUCCCUUUCCAUUUAUGCUAAUAAAAUUGAAUCAGAAAAAGUGGUGGUGGUAGUGGCCAUGAAGGAUUACUCAUUCUUGUUGUAAUUUCAUUUUUGCUUCUUGGGAAAUCAAAGAGAAGGAUAGCAAUUCGAAGAACGAAGGUGAAUUGCUCACACAGGAAAGGAAGAUAGAGAGAGAUGAACGGCGUUGAUCGAGUUAUAAGACGACGAAAGAGUCUAACUGAACGGCUAGGAUUGAAAGGAAUUGGAUGUUGUGUGUCCACUUGGGGUAUCUUGCCAGCAACAACAUUAAAUGUCGUUGACGACGAAAACGACGACGUAGAAGUUACAAGUCAUCAUAUCCACACACCGCCAGAAACACCAUCAGCAACGCCGUGUCUGGCGGUGGAAGGAAGUUCAUCGAGAAUGAACUUGGCUGCGGCAUUAGCCGCAGAACGGCAGGACAGCUCGGGCUCAAGACCCGACCUGAACUUGAAUUCGGGCCUGUUAAGGCCCGAUAGUGAUGGGCCGGGUACGAUUGUACCCGGAACACCACCGAGAAUGUCGUUGAUGAGAUUAUUAGAGGAAACAGAAGUCUAUGAAGGGGAAUUAUUAAUGGAAAAAGAAGAGGUGGGUAAUGAUAGUGUGUGUUGUGUGUGUAUGAGAAGGAAAAAAGGAGCAGCAUUUAUACCAUGUGGGCACACAUUUUGCAGGGUGUGUUCAAGAGAGCUCUGGGUAAAUCGAGGUAAUUGUCCACUUUGUAAUAGAUCGAUUCUUGAAAUUCUCGACAUUUACUGAGAAAACAAAAAGAAUCCAAUGUUUGGUCAUGGAGAUUUGUAAAUUUAGAGGCACAAUUAGGAUUUAAUAUUUAAUGUUUAUGGAUUCUUAAGUUUAUGAUAUGUAUACGUAUUCAAUAAUUAAAUACAUAGAGUUUGAAUUAAUGUUACUGAAUUCUGUGGAA
Molecule: messenger RNA, 1164 nt
Organism: Lycium barbarum (goji berry)
Lineage: Eukaryota; Viridiplantae; Streptophyta; Magnoliopsida; Solanales; Solanaceae
Exons: 2
Coding region: 402-1001 (199 amino acids)
Source: RefSeq, a predicted model, not a curated record